CGGUUCCAUUAAAAUAUGCGUCAAAUUAUUAGGGAUAUCACGAGGCUAGUAUUGCAUAAAACAAGCCAUCCAGAUCGUUAACCAAACAGGCAAUGCACGAAUAACAUAGCAAACAUUUCUAAUGGGAGCCGAUGUACUACUACUGCUAAUAUUAUGGCUGAUGCCAGUGAUGGCGCCUGCAUCCGUGGUCCACCGUCAUCGUCAUCAACGGCGUCAGCUAGAGGAUAUCGAUGAACCAUCGCCUUGCCGGGAGUACACCCUAAGUGACUUGUUGUAUCUGGAUUGUUCUGACAGAGGACUUAGUGAAUUACCUGGCACAGUUAACUUUGACGCUGAUGUACUUGACUUAUCGAACAACAAUUUCGCUGUUUACCCUCCGCAACUCGCGAAGUUCACACGUCUACAAAUAUUGCACUUAGCUGGGAACCGUUUAAAUCAACCACUACCUUCUUAUUUGGAAAAUUCUGAUAAUUUGCUUACUCUUAAUCUGUCUAACAAUAAAUAUGAUACUUGGCCAGGUACUGGACAUACACACAGCAGUAUUAAAAGACUUGAUUUGUCUAUAAAUAAAAUCAAUAACAUAAAAACAAUUUCUGGGAUGCCGCAACUAAAUUGGCUCGAUUUAUCAGAAAACAGAAUCUCCAAUUUGGCACCAAAGCUAUUCACUAGUGCUCAAAACUUAAAAACUCUUAUUUUGUCAAGAAAUUUCUUUUCCGAAGUACCCAGAUUUCAGUCAAAGUCCUUGGAAGUUCUUUAUUUGAGCUGCUGUCAAAUAUCAAGUCUAAAAGCCUACUCACUCGAUAGGAUGACUUCGCUAUCGAGAAUCGAUUUGUCCAUAAACCAGAUCGAGUCUAUUCCAGACAAUUUCGCCUCGAAUACUUUACAAGAAUUGGAUUUGGGUUACAACAAAAUUGACACAUUGACAGAUUUUACUUUCUCGUCUCUACCACUCCUGAAGGUAUUGAAUUUGAGAGGGAAUGAUUUCAAGGAAGUUUGGCCGACUUCACGCUUCGCCUCAAAUCCAAAUUUGAGGGAAAUUAACGUGAAAGGAAACAGGUGGAGCUGUGAAGGUUUCAGUGUUAAUCUUCUUCUUACUUAUGAAUAUUUAAUAACAAGAGUUCCAGACCCCACAUCUUUAAUUUGCUACACGCCAUCCAAUGUAACACAGCUUAAUUGGCAGGAGGCAUACGUUCGAACAUGGCAUUUGUCCGAAUCGGCAGAGUCUUAUACUGUGGCAGCGGCUUUGAUCGGUAUUAUUAUUGGAAUUGUGAUAACUUCAGUGGUGUGUAAAGGAUUAAUGGCUUUGAAUAAAUCUACUUCUGAGUCAGCACUAAGGCCUGCGGAAACUACAGUUCUGAAUCUGAACGGUUCGGUGCCGCAGCCUCGAGCCGACAGCGUAGUGAUGAGAUUGCCUUUGAUUGAGGAAGAUCUGCCACCGAGUUAUGAUGAAGCAUUGCUAAUGCCUCGUCUGGGUGCUUCGUUCCACUCGUUGCCAGACUUUGUUGAAGAAGAAGAGAAUCAGAGUCGGCAGUAUCGCAGAAGUAGGUCAAUUGGUGACUUGACUAAUUACAGACCUCAUACAAGUCAUAGACGCUCAGUGCGACGUACUGUUGAAAUUACAUCAAGAGUCUUGCUGUUGUUCUUAUUAGCAAGAGCUGAAGUGAUCGACUUUGAAGAUAAAAAUGAAUUGUGCUACACUUGUGCCUGUAAUUCGGAUGUAUCAAAUGUCGAUUGCUCACGUAGAGGUCUUAUCGAUGUUCCUGAUGGACACUAUGACAAGGUUAAGAAGAUAAAUCUGUCAACAAAUGAAAUCUCUAAAUUUCCAGACAACAUAAAUCGAUAUACAAAAUUGAUUACUUUAGAUUUAAGCGGGAAUCGGCUCAAGGAACUUGCAGGAAAUGCGCUCCAAAACCUCAGUUCCCUAGAAGUACUCAAUCUCGCGAAGAACUCCUUUGAUUCAUGGCUUAAUCUAAGCCCUAAUGAGCUACUCAAACCUGCAAUCAACUUGAGAACACUUGACCUAUCUAACAACAAAUUUAGAACCCUAGGAGACUUGGCAAAGCAAGAGUUACUCAUAAGUCAAUCGUUGGUAACACUAAUUUUGGAACAUUGUGAAAUAACUACCAUUCAUGGAAGGUCUCCACUGACAGGACUAAACAAUAUAAAAGUGUUAAAGCUAAACUAUAAUCCUCUGACGAAAAUUCAAAAUCUUAGUUCAGCGACAUUAAAAAGUCUUUACCUCAGUAAUUGCGCAUUGAUCACUCUUUACCAUACUGAAUUCGCAAAUUUACCGUCGUUAGUGUAUUUAAAAUUGUCUUUUAAUUACCAAUUGGAAUUGCCGAAAUCGAACAUUGUGUUUUCGAAUUCAAUAAGAAUCCUAGAUAUAUCAUACUGUAAAGUCAUAUACCCUAAUAUUCAAGGAUUUCCAAACCUCAGAAAAGCUCUGAUUAACCAUAACAUGAUCAGGUCUCUUGGUAGUAACGAAUUUCUAAACAACACCAAGUUGGAAUACCUAGACUUGUCGUACAAUAAUAUAGGCUCUCUAAGAAUUGACACUUUCAGAGGACUUGGAUUGCUAAAGACAUUAAAUUUAUCUUGGAAUGAAAUAGCUGAAAUGCCUGAAGACAGUUUGCUACCUAUGCCGUCCUUGACGCAUAUCAAACUUGCCAGAAAUUAUCUAACUAAAGUUGGUCAUCUUAAAUCAACAUCACUGAUGGAAUUAGACAUGAGUUAUUGUGAAAUUAGUAUGAUUGGAAAGGAUUCACUAGAAGGACUGCCAUCUUUAGUGAAUUUGAUUUUGUCUAAUAAUCUUAUAGCACAUAUACCUGAUAGCAUAUCGUCAAACACAUUAAAGUUCUUGAAUUUAAACUAUAACAGAAUUAGUUCAGUAAGUAACUACACGUUUUUCAUGCUGCCACAACUGAUGACUCUUGGAGUUAUAGGAAAUAGGUUCACUAGCGUCUGGAAUCGAUCGUACUUCGAAUUUAAUCCAUUUUUAGAUAAACUCUAUUUAUCGGACAAUAUGUGGCGCUGUGAAUGCAGGGAUGCAAAUAUGUUUGACUUUUACGAAUAUAUCACUCUUGAACCGAAUAAAAAAGAAGAGUCUUACAAUCUCAAGUGUAACAGUCCUCCCAGUGUCGUUGGGCAAUCUUGGUUUGAGGCUUGUUACUUCAUAUGGAAUCCCUCUGAAAAAUCUUCUAGCCCUGAUAAUUUGAUUUGGUUUAUUAUUGCAAUGAUCACAGGUUUAGCAUUGUGUCUGUUAGUAGUCAAUUCUAUAAGGAUGUCCAUGAAACGUCGUUUGAAUACAAUACAAGCUGAGAGACAAAGGCAAGUCGAAGAAGCUCGAGACAGACUACGACAGCUGAGAAUCCGGGCCGAACAAGAAGCGUUAAUCAAUACACCAGAUCCUCGAGAUUUAAUAGCACCACCAUCGUACGAUGAAGCUCUUUCAAUGCCCAAAUUAAAUGUGUCAACGCAUUCCUUGAAUGAAACUGGUGCAGGAAGAAGUCGUAAAAAAAAAGGACGCAGAAAAACUAAAUCAAGUGGAGACUUGUUAGAAGAAACAGAGAGAAAUGGUAACAUACGCGUUGUGGAUGAUAUCGAACUUGCUGAGACAUCUGAUGAUGGACGUCGGCAGAGACGGCGGAGACGGCCAAAAAGAUACGGCAGUCAUGAAAUAACAGAACUAGAACAAUCUCCUGGUGCUCGUCGCCGCCGCAUGUCAGAAUACGAUCCGGGUACUGAGAAUAAUGUAACUGUAGAUGUCGAACCCGAACUUAGCAGGCCACUCCGUCUAAGAAAUAGAAGAUAUUCAAGUGAUGAUGAACCGCAUGAAAGCGAUUUCUAAUCCAGAAAUAGUGAAUGAGGAAUGAACUAAUGUUAUAUUAUUUAUUGCAAUUUAAAAAUUAUAGUGACAGCUCUGACACGAAAGUAAGUACAUCAAGCAUAAUCUACAACAGACACCCCUAAUACUAUUCAGCAAUUUCUUUCACACAACCUUUGAAUAGUAAAUUAAAUAAUGUAAAUAUUAGUAAAAAUAACGUCUAUACGUAAUAACAAUUACAUUUAAGUUACUGAUUUUAUGAUGCGUUGUUUAGGUAUAGUGUAUAAUUAGUUGUAUCAUAUAGAUCAAAAAUAUUAUCAUAGAU
Messenger RNA from Hyposmocoma kahamanoa, 4148 nucleotides. RefSeq lists its product as uncharacterized. The transcript is spliced from 5 exons. Gene Ontology annotation, molecular function: protein binding. The record is from RefSeq and is a predicted model, not a curated record. Gene Ontology annotation, cellular component: extracellular matrix. Lineage: Eukaryota; Metazoa; Arthropoda; Insecta; Lepidoptera; Cosmopterigidae. The coding region runs from base 122 to 3847 and encodes 1241 amino acids.